ACUCCUCAUCAACUUUCACAUAAUUCAGGUAAAUAUAAAAAUCGAGUGGCACCACUCCAUUGUCUCUAAAAAUACUUCCAUAAUUUCCAUCGGCGUCAACAAUCGCACUAUUUAUUUUAUUACGUUCCCUCGAAUUAUAAUAAUUUUUUUAGUCCUUGAAAAUAAUAACCCACCGACGAUAAUCACAUAUCCGUUUGUGAUUACACAAACAUCCCCGAUCCGUGUAGACGAAAAUUUCCAAUCUGACCUUUCGCCACCCGAUAAGAACGGGACUCCGACCACAUGUCCUGAUCCAGCAUGUCUUCGCCUCAUGCUUGCUUUCCAGAAGCCGCUUCAGAAGGGACCAGGUCAAAGUGUCGACGUUAUCUGUAGUUUUUUAGAGAGGAGGGGUCGAGAUAAAAACCAAGAACUUUUGUACUCCUAUAAUCAAACUCCAGCACGGUGUGUCUGUCGGGUCAAUAUCAUCGUUAUCGUGAGUUCGAUUUAUCGCUUAGUCCCACUCGCUCAUUUGUUUAAGAAGUGUCGACCGGUGAGGUGGUGCUUUUCAGGUAUUUUUUGCUCGAGGCUUUGGAGGAGAAAAUCGGACAUGUAUUUAGGGGACAUGGAUGGGGUUGGCAUCACGCUGGCCAUCGGGGCCCUCAAGGCCCUGGCCUUCGUGUACGACGUCCUCACGUUCCCCGUUUACGUCAUGCUCCAAAGGCCCUGGCGAGCCCGCUCCCUCUCGAGAAGAGUUAAGGGCGUUAUUAUUGCCAUUGAGAGCGAUCAGCCAAAGGCAGAUGUAAGCAUUGAUAUGAAAGGAAACGAUAUUACUAACAACUCAACCGAACGACCAUCUAAACUGUACAAGGCCAAACCCAUCACCAAGGACACGACGAGCAUCACCUACCGAUCCACCACCGAACCAGGACCUGUCCAUGUCACUCUCGUCAAGGAAAAAAUCGACACCAUGGCCAAGAUGUUCGAGUACGUGAGUCGCAAAUACCCGAACAAGCGAUUCCUAGGAACGCGAGAGAUAAUAGCCGAAGAGGACGAAGUCCAACCCAACGGGCGCGUCUUCAAGAAGUACAACCUGGGUGCGUACCGAUGGAAGACCUUCUCCGAAGUGAACGCCCUCGCCGAGAACUUCGGCCGGGGAAUCCGCGAGCUCGGCAACGACCCCGGCGAGAACGUGGCGAUCUUCGCCGAAACGCGAGCCGAGUGGAUGAUCGCGGCCCACGGUCUCUUCAAACAAAGCAUCCCUCUGGUCACGAUCUACGCGACCCUAGGAGACGACGCCAUAGCGCACGGCUUGAACGAAACGGAAGUCACCACGGUCAUCACCAGCUACGAGCUCAUGCCGAAGUUUAAAAAAAUCCUGGCGAUGGUGCCCACCGUCAAGACCCUCAUCUACAUGGAAGACCAGCUGAAAACCCUAGACGAGGGGGGCUACAAGUCGGGGAUCGAAGUCAUCAAGUUCAGCGAAGUUCUGAAGAAGGGGGCCACCUCAAGGAUCGUUGACGUGCCGCCGAAAGCCGACGACGUCGCCAUCAUCAUGUACACGAGCGGCUCGACGGGCAUCCCCAAAGGCGUGAUGCUGAAGCACAAGAAUCUGAUUGCUACGUUGAAAGCGUUCUGUGAUUCCACUGAUAUUUACGAGACGGAUGUGAUGAUCGGGUUCCUGCCGCUGGCGCACGUCUAUGAGUUGCUGGUGGAGAGCGUGUGCGCCUUGACGGGGGUUCCCAUAGGGUAUUCGAGCGCGCUGACGAUGAUCGACGCGGCGAGUAAGAUCAAGAAGGGGACGAAAGGGGAUGCUACGGUUUUGCACCCGACUUGCAUGACGAGUGUGCCGUUGAUUUUGGAUAGGAUAUCGAAGAACGUGCAGGAGAAGGUGAGCAAGAGUGGUACGGCGAAGAAGGUGUUGUUCAAGUUUGCCUACGAUUAUAAAGUCAGUUGGAUGAGGAGGGGAUACUCGACGCCGCUUAUCGACAGGGUCGUUUUUGGACCAAUCCGCGGCAUCCUCGGCGGCAGCAUGCGUCUCAUCCUCUCAGGCGGCGCCCCCCUGUCUCCGGAAACGCACGAACAAAUGAACGCUUGUCUCUGUGCCACCGUGAUUCAGGGCUACGGCUUGACCGAGUCAACUUCAUGUGCAACAGUCCAAGAUUUUUACGAUAAGGUGUAUGGCCGAGUGGGUGCUCCCACUACCGUAUGUGAUAUUAAGUUAGUUAAUUGGGAAGAAGGACAUUACAGAGUCACAGAUAAGCCCUAUCCACGAGGAGAAGUAAUUUUAGGUGGUGAUAACAUAAGUGCAGGCUAUUACAAAUUGGCCGACAAAACAGACGAAGAUUUCAUGGAGGCCGACGGGCGGAGGUGGUUCAGAACCGGGGACAUCGGGGAAGUACACACGGACGGCGUCGUCAAGAUCAUCGAUCGCAAGAAGGACCUGGUGAAACUGCAAGCCGGCGAGUACGUGAGUUUAGGCAAGGUGGAGGCGCAGCUGAAGACGUGUCCUCUCAUCGACAACAUCUGCGUCUACGGCGACUCCACGAAGCAGUUCUGUGUAGCGCUGGUAGUGGCCAACCAGCAGCAGCUCAAGGACCUGGCGAUCAAAAAGGGAAUCGGGGAUUUAUCCUUCGAGGAUUUGUGUCAAAGUCCUGAUGUGGAGCGAGUCGUGAUAGCCGAAUUGAAUGAGCACGGAAAGAAGAGUAAGCUAGAGAAGUUCGAGAUUCCCGCAGCCGUCAAGUUGGUUACUGAAGUAUGGUCGCCCGACAUGGGUCUGGUCACGGCCGCCUUCAAACUGAAGAGGAAAGACAUCCAGGAGCGCUAUAAGCACGAAAUCAACCGGAUGUACGCCUCCUGAAACUCGGCCUGGUUUUAAAGUGUGUGUGAUAUUCAAGCGAAUUCGAGGACUUGCAUUCAAUUUGUAUAAAGAAAAGUUUGCCUUGUAUAAAGAUAAGGAGCAGCUUGUAUAUUUUUUCGAUCGUAAUAAUCAAUUGCUGCGCUUGUUCCAAGGAGCCGGUCUCAGUUUCGUCGGAAACUUAAUUUUGUACAUUUAUUUUACAAAAUGUUAUAAUUUUGUAGCAAUACGAUUGGCUUUUUAAGUAAAAUUCGUUUUGUUACUGCGUCUGUUGUUUUUCGUUGUUGGUUGUUUUUUUUUAAGGUGUAAGACUGUAUGUCCGCGUUAGCAAAUUUACUUGUCAAUUGAUACCGCAGGUCCAACCGCUCUUAUCGGUAUGCAAUAUGAAAGACAAGUACUUAAGUGUUAGGUUACUUCCAUAAGUUCUUUUAUGUAGUCGUACUCUCGUAUUUAUUAUUGUAAUUGAGAGGAAUAUUGCUAAAAAAAUGGUGCUGUUAAACUAUUUUUUCUAGGUUUUAUUUAGACUAGGUCGGGUUGGACAUGUAACAUCACAAUUCUCUUAUCAUUAGUCUAGGUAGGAAGUAAUUUCAAUAUAAAUGCUUUUUUUAUAAUGUAUUAUUUAUAAAUUUACUGUAAUUUAUUAAUACAGAAAGUGUGGAAGAUGUAUUUGCGGAAUGUGGAAGCAACCGCAUUAUAAAUAAAUUUAUAGAAUUUUAA
This is a messenger RNA of Zophobas morio, 3550 nucleotides long. RefSeq names its product Acyl-CoA synthetase long-chain (gene Acsl). Gene Ontology annotation, biological process: long-chain fatty acid metabolic process; neuron differentiation; long-chain fatty-acyl-CoA metabolic process. Gene Ontology annotation, cellular component: lipid droplet; plasma membrane; endoplasmic reticulum. NCBI's taxonomy places the organism in Eukaryota, Metazoa, Arthropoda, Insecta, Coleoptera, Tenebrionidae. Gene Ontology annotation, molecular function: palmitoyl-CoA ligase activity. The transcript has 11 exons. Bases 311 to 2836 code for a protein of 841 amino acids. The record is from RefSeq and is a predicted model, not a curated record.